AUGUCAUCUGCAACAGCGCUCCCUAUCAUCCCCCAGAUUGAGAUCACAGCACCGGAUAUGAAUCCAAUAACACCUGCCGCUACUCCUGAGGAGCGGAAGCGAUCACUGACUUUCCAUAGUGCCGCCCAACGCUCUCCAAAGAUAGCGCGAUUGGAUUCCCUUGUACCUCACGUAGAUGAGUCUCUUUGUUCUACCAUUCACUACGGCGUCUACAUGCACGAUCUUCUCAAAAGAUCAGGCAACGCCGCCCUGCAACUCAUCACUACAUCUACAGACUUCGAUAGUGUCUAUGAAGUCAUGCGUAAGCAUGCUGCGGGACAGAUUGAAGCAAACGUACAUUGGGGCGCCACAAAAGAGCUAAACACUAACAACCUCUACGAGAUCCUGGAUGGUAGAAACCGGAUCCUCCUCCGUUAUGAGCUGGAUGCAGUCUCCCCUAAUGGUGAAGAUACGGACGGUAUCCAGAUCUGGAACCGCGCUAGCGCAUCACCGGCUCUACUUGUGCACUACGGCAUGUAUAUCGGCCUGCACUGUGAUACCAGAGAUAGAACAGAGCACUUUUUCGUUGGUGGCUUCAAGAGCCUUGGUGAAGCCAGCUAUGCCAUGAAGCAAUCGGCGGCUACAUAUCUCCAAGGUCAUAGCGAAGCCAAGCUGUAUGAGAAGAGCAUUGAGGUGGUGAACAAAAAGGGUCAACUUCAGCAGCGCUUCACGAUUGAGAAAGGUAGGCAGAAUGAGAAUGGAAGCUUCGUCAAGGAAGCGGAUUGGCACUUGGAGCAGGACAGUACUGAUUCGAAGGUACCAGUCACCCGUCUCCCCACACCCGGGACAUCGAAGUCAUCUAAACUGCCAACUGCCCAAACGAAUGUUCCGCAAAUCGUAACUGAAAUUGUCAGAGAAGCCAAACCACACGCUGUACUGCAAGUUCCCGCUCAUGUGGUAUCGGAACCGCAAGCUGUCCGUGACACACGCCGCUACUCUCAACGGCUCCAAUCCCACAUUGAACCUUCCAAUGACAAAGUGGGAGAAGAGCAGCCUAAGAUCAAACCUCAAGCAAAGCAAAAGGCUCCAGUUAAGUCUAGGACCCUAGCUAAGCCAAAAUUCCAAGUCCAGGCUCCACAUGACUUCACUCCUCAUUGUACGUGUCGCCUCCCUGACGACGGCAGUCUCAUGAUUGGCUGCGACAACGAGAAAUGCCCAAUCGGCUGGUAUCAUGGUCGUUGCAUCAAUGUUCACCAGGCGAUGCCGGAGAACGAGGUGUGGUAUUGCGAGAUGUGUACGCGGGAACGGGAGAAUAAGAAAGCUCGAGGUAUGGAUACGCUCGCUGUGAACAUAUCUGGGAAGACGCCUGUGAAAAAAGGGGAAUGUAGUGGUGGAAAGACACAGGGGAAGGCGAAGAAGAGGAAGUUGAGCUAA
Alternaria atra is the source of this 1413-nucleotide messenger RNA. RefSeq lists its product as uncharacterized. The transcript has a single exon. Lineage: Eukaryota; Fungi; Ascomycota; Dothideomycetes; Pleosporales; Pleosporaceae. Bases 1 to 1413 code for a protein of 470 amino acids. Gene Ontology annotation, biological process: regulation of DNA-templated transcription. The record is from RefSeq and is a predicted model, not a curated record.